UGUCCGCGCGCCACGCCCCCCUGCUCGCGGGCCGCGUGCGGAGCCGCGCGCCCGGGAGGCUCCGGGACCGUGGCGGCGGGCGGCGGCGGCGGCGGCGGUGGCGGCGGCGGAGCAGCCCUCCGCGGGCCAUGUCCUCUCCGGCGGUGGCGAGGAGCUCCCCGGAAGGGAGUCGGGAGAUGGCCCCAGCGCCGCAGGGCCGAGGCCGGUUCUGGGAAGUGGGCGGCGGCAGCGGCCACCGGCUGGAGCGCGCGGUCGCGGAGUCGGAUCGCUGGGAGCUGCUGCUCCGCCGCGGGGAGCUCCUGGCGCUGGGCGGCCACCUGAAGGGCGCGCUGGAGGCGUUCGCGGCUGCGCUGCGCCGCGGGGCCCCGGCCAGGCCUGAGUGCCUGGGUGUCCUGGUGGACUGCCUGGUGUUCAACUACCGGCUCCGCCACGGGCUGAGCUGGAGCGCGGCCCCGACUGCGGGUGCGGACGGCGGCGCCGGCGGGCUCCUCAGCUGCCUGGGCUGCCGGGGCUUCCUGAGCGAGCCGGUGACGGUGCCCUGUGGCCACAGCUACUGCCGCCGCUGCUUGCGGAGGGAGUUCCGCGCUCGCUGCCGCCUCUGCCGGGACCGGCUACCGCCCGCCACCGCCAGUGCCACCGAUGCUGAAGGGACUGCCCCGCGGCCGCCGCCUCUGGCCGCCGCCAUCGCCGCCUCCGACUUCAGAACCAGCGUCGUCCUCAACCACCUGGCCGAGAAGUGGUUCCCAGGCCAGCGCGAGCGGGCCCGGGCAGCCGGCCGGCUCGGGGAGUUGCUGCACCAGGGGCGCUACCGGGAGGCCCUGGCCGCCGCCUGCGAGGCGCUGCGAGCAGAGCCCAGUGACUUGAUUGUAAAAAUUUACAGAGCAGAAUCGUAUGCUGGUCUCCAAGAGUUUAAAGCAGCCAUAGAAGAUUUAAAUGCAGUUCUUUUUCAACUUCCAGAUUGGCCUGAGGUCUACUUCAGAAAAGGAAAAGUACUCCACGAUGCUGGUUUUUUAGGUGAUGCCUUACAACUCUUUCUUCAGUGCUUAGCCCUUGAUGAAGAUUUUGCACCUGCAAAGCUGCAAGUAGAAAAGAUUUUAUGUGAUUUAUUAUUACCUGAAAACUUAAAAGAAGGCCUGAAGGAAUCUUCCUGGAGUUCAUUACCAUGUACUAAAAACAGACCUUUUGAUUUUCCUUCAGUGAUGGAAGAGUCUCAGUCUCCCAAUGAGCCUAGCCCAAAGCAGAGUGAAGAAAUACCAGAAGUCACUUCAGAGCCCGUCAAAGGAAGUUUAAACCGUGCUCAGUCAGCACAGUCUAUAAAUUCAACAGAAAUGUCUGCCAGAGAAGACCGUUUAAAAAGAGUGUCCUCAGAACCUGUUCUGUCUGUUCAAGAAAAAGGUGUUCUGCUGAAAAGAAAGUUGUCUCUUUUAGAACAGGAUGUGAUUGUAAAUGAAGAUGGAAGAAAUAAGCUUAAAAAACAAGGAGAAACUCCCAAUGAAGUCUGUAUGUUUUCAUUAGCUUAUGGUGAUAUUCCAGAAGAAUUAAUUGAUGUCUCAGAUUUCGAGUGUUCUCUCUGCAUGAGGUUGUUUUUUGAGCCAGUAACAACCCCUUGCGGACAUUCGUUCUGUAAGAAUUGUCUGGAGCGUUGUUUAGAUCAUGCACCAUAUUGUCCUCUUUGCAAAGAAAGCUUAAAAGAGUAUCUAGCAGAUAGGAGGUACUGUGUCACACAGCUGUUGGAAGAAUUAAUAGUGAAGUAUCUGCCUGAUGAACUGUCUGAGAGAAAAAAAAUAUAUGAUGAAGAAACUGCUGAACUCUCACACUUGACCAAGAAUGUUCCAAUAUUUGUUUGCACUAUGGCCUACCCCACUGUGCCUUGCCCUCUCCAUGUAUUUGAGCCAAGAUAUAGAUUGAUGAUUCGAAGAAGUAUACAGACUGGAACCAAACAGUUUGGCAUGUGUGUCAGUGAUACACAAAAUAGUUUUGCAGAUUAUGGUUGUAUGUUACAAAUUAGAAAUGUGCAUUUCUUACCUGAUGGAAGGUCUGUGGUUGAUACAGUUGGAGGAAAGCGGUUCAGGGUUUUAAAAAGAGGAAUGAAAGAUGGAUAUUGCACUGCCGACAUUGAAUAUCUGGAAGAUGUUAAGGUUGAGAAUGAAGAUGAGAUUAAGAAUCUCAGAGAGCUUCAUGAUUUGGUCUACUCUCAAGCCUGCAGCUGGUUUCAGAAUUUACGAGACAGAUUUCGAAGCCAAAUUCUUCAGCACUUUGGAUCAAUGCCCGAGAGGGAAGAAAACCUUCAGGCAACUCCUAAUGGACCUGCGUGGUGUUGGUGGCUUCUUGCAGUUCUCCCUGUAGAUCCACGAUACCAGCUGUCAGUUUUGUCAAUGAAGUCUUUGAAAGAACGGUUGACAAAGAUACAGCAUAUACUGACCUAUUUUUCUAGAGACCAAUCUAAGUAACUAACUGCUUGGGUCUCCCUUUAAAGUUACUCUAAUCUGGCUGUGUUCAUGGCCAGAUUGUCCGCUGCCUUUGCACAUCUAGUGCUGGUUUCAGAAAUGUAAUGAAACUUUUUUUUUCCUUCAACCUCCUGAAUCGUGUGGUUCUGCAAAUGAAUACCUUCAACUAGGAUUUAGACCACUAAGAACUUGCACAGAAAAACACGCACUGAAUGUGUGUUAAACCUCUACAUUGUGAAGUUGCACUAUGUACCAUACUCAAAUGAAAUAAGAACUCUGUAUGUCUGUGAGAGAGAGAGAGAGAGUGUGUGUGUGUGUGUGUGUGUGCGCGCGCGCGCAUGCGUGUGUGCUUGUGGGGGGUUGGGUAGUGUGUGUGCAUUUUCUCUGGCUUUAAAAUUUUAAAACAAAAAAAGCCAUAGAGAGCAGAACUUGCUGAGGGUCAUUUAUUGCCCAGGUUUACAAGAGUAGUGAUACAAGUUUUUGCAAGUUGAAUUUCCUCAGAUAUAUCUGUCCUAAUGCUUAUAUUUGCACAACUAUGUAAAAUAUUGUGUUGAGGAUCAUUCUUUGUUGGAAAUACUGCUCUUGCUGAACUGUCUUGACCAUUGACUAUGACACAGUUUCUUAUUUAUGUAAAUACUUGCAUCACAGUGACCGACAGGCAUUGUAUGCAGAACCUAGAGCCAGUUUUCAGGAACAAUUGUAAACCUGACAUGGUACUGUGCAUCUAUUCAUAAAACACUCAAAACUGUGAAAAUAUGGUUUACAUUUAACUGUACAUAAAGGUAAAUGGAUAACUCAAUUCAGUACCAGUUAGUUUGUACAUUUUAGGGGGCUUUUCACAUUAACUGCCCAUUUAUGUAACUUAGAGUUUGACAUGAUAUGUUUGUUUAAAAAAAUACAUUGUAUAAACCCAUUAAGGAUCUGGGAGAAGAGCAGAAGUUUAAUAUAGAACUAAGCUUUUAAAAUUUGUUUUUGUUUUUAAUUCUCGUCUUGGUGCAAAUGUUAGUUAUGCCUUAUUCAUAUCACAGUUAGAUCACCAUGCCUACAACAUGGUUUAUAUUCAUGCUGCCCUAGAAACUUUUGUAAUUAUUUGUUGCAAACUCGUGACUGUCCCUAUUAACUUUCUUUUAUGUAAGUAAUUUGUAAAAGUUUCUUAAAAUUUUUGCUUUUGCUUAUUUAAUUUUGAAUAAAAGCUAAAUUCCUAAUA
This is a messenger RNA of Callithrix jacchus (white-tufted-ear marmoset), 3654 nucleotides long. It is a transcript of the gene LONRF1, whose product is annotated as LON peptidase N-terminal domain and ring finger 1. Gene Ontology annotation, molecular function: protein binding; metal ion binding; ubiquitin protein ligase activity. NCBI's taxonomy places the organism in Eukaryota, Metazoa, Chordata, Mammalia, Primates, Cebidae. The record is from RefSeq and is a predicted model, not a curated record.